This is a messenger RNA of Aspergillus heteromorphus CBS 117.55, 1474 nucleotides long. Its product is annotated as zinc-binding alcohol dehydrogenase family protein. The record is from RefSeq and is a predicted model, not a curated record. The coding region runs from base 14 to 1357 and encodes 447 amino acids. The transcript has 4 exons. Gene Ontology annotation, molecular function: oxidoreductase activity, acting on NAD(P)H. NCBI's taxonomy places the organism in Eukaryota, Fungi, Ascomycota, Eurotiomycetes, Eurotiales, Aspergillaceae.
GACAUCGCCCACCAUGACGACAGUCUCAACCACCACCACCACCACCACCUAUACUCUCCCUGCGCAGGUGGACGAGAAGUAUCCCGCCGUCUUCCACCACGAGUUCCGCCUCGAGCAGCGGACAGACCCUUCUUAUACCACCACUACUUCUGCUACAUCUACUCCUGCCACCCCCCACCAGUCCAGUCAGACCCCCGAGAUCAGACCACUUUCUCCAAAGACCACUCAGAGUGCCCUGUUGCUCCAUGGCGUGGGUGAGCAGUACACCCUGGUGACCGAUCAUGCCAUCCCCGCCAUCUCCAAGCCGGAGGAGAUCCUCGUCAAGAUCCAAGCCAUCGGCCUAAACCCCGUCGACUGGAAGGGCCCCGCCUACAACUUCGGUCUCCCCACCCUCCCCUGGAUCAACGGCCGCGACCUCGCCGGCAUCGUCGUGCAGACCAACACCCACGACAAGAACAGCCGCAUCCGCGUCGGCGACCGCGUCCUCGUCCCCUCCACCGACUACCGCGACAUCCGCAAGGCCGCGUUCCAGCAAUACGCCGUCGCCACGCACUUCAACGCCGCCCGUAUCCCCGAGUCGGUCUGUCUGCAGGAAUCGGCCUCGCUGGGCGUGGCCUUCGUCGCGUCUGUCCUGGCGCUGGGCGUCUCCCUGGGUCUGGAUUUCUCGGGGGCGCAGCGCUGUCCGGGGCCGAAUUUGGUGGAGACGGUGCUGGGGUUGGAUGUUGAGGGGAUUCCCGUGGAUAUUCGCGAGCAGUGUUUGGCUGCCGUGCCGAGGGAGGAGAGGUUACGGGGGGGCGAGUGGAUUGCUAUCUGGGGUGCCUCAACAACAACCGGCUACAUAACUCUCCAACUCGCCAAACUGGCCGGGCUAACAGUAAUCUGCGUGGCCGACAUCGCCCGCCACGGAUCCCGACUACAUCAUCUCGGCGCCGACGUCCUCGUCGACCGACAGGACCCCGAGCGCGCCGUCGAUAUCAUCCGCGGCGUGACGGGAGGUAAGCUGCGGUAUGCGGUAGAUAUCGUGGGCAGCGAGACGGCGACCCUAUUGGAGCGGACGCUCGAUGACUCGGUGCGGGACGAUGGCUCGCGUGCCCAUUUACUGGGGCUGACGGGGUUGCCCAAGGUCAGGAAGAGUGGGAUUGUGUAUCACACUGUGCCGAUUAAGUUGUUUCAUUUGUCCGAUGUGGUCGGGGAGAGCAUGGUGGGUUGGUUGGAGGCGCUGUUGGAGACCGGGGCGUUGCAGUUGCCGGAGAUUGUCAGGAGGGAGGGCGGCUUGGGCAAUGUUAAUGAGUCGUUGGAGAUUUUGAGACUGGGGAGUGUCUCUGGGAAGAGGAUCGUCGUGGAUUUGGAGGAAUAGAUGAUAGAUAGAGAGAUGGGCGGUCGGUGUUUGGGUCGAUAUUUUGGUUACUAUGUUGGGUUGGUUUGGGGGUGGCUUUGUACAUAGGGAGGGUUGCUAUGAGGGUUUAGAUUAAAA